AGUUGACACACGUUAAAGACGAAGCUACAAGAAAGGCACGCCGAGAACUCGUCUAGAGAACACGAGUCAAAACCGUGGACGCAGCCACUAUAGCUCUCUUUAGCUUUGUAUACUGCGGCGGAGUUCAGAGCUCACGGCUGGGUUUACCUACGAGCGUUAUGUCCGAGGCGUCGUGGUUAAUGUGUCUGCUGUGCUAUUUGGUGACGACCGGAAAAUGGGCUACGUACUCACAGGCCACAACACCAUAUCACACCAAUACCACUGCCCCGUCAGGACUAACCUCCAGCGGACCCUCACUGAGCACAACGAACCAUGUCAGCCAGGAAAUGAUAUUUGCGACCAACUCUUGGGAGUCCACAGCCGAGAAAGAUACAAUUCUGCCGAGGAACGUCAGUGAUGCCAGCGGUAAAAGUGUUCAUCUCACAGAGAGAUGGGAGACUACAACAAUAAGGCAUUGGAGCGAAACCACCGACACGGCGAUGCAAGCCAGGACGACAGAACCGAUGAUUGCUCUAUUCUCCACAGUGCCUGUGAACAGCACGAAUGGAAUCCGUGAAGACACACUAAACAUGGAACUAACUCUUAUCCCGACGUCACCAACCUUUCACUCCACUAAACGGACGUUUUCAAGCUCUCAUCCGAUGUCACCAAGUGCUCACCUGACGUCAUCAAGCCAGACAACAGUGGACUGGUUAUCCACGUACCGUAUUCCCAACGUCUCCGUACAAAGCUGCUUCGACGACUGCCAGUGCUCGGCGGAAAGCCUUUUUGACGCUUACGCACGGGCUUUCUUCCAAUUAGCGCAUGCCAAACCGGCAUUAUACCAAGGUCUUAGCUCCUUUACCUUCACAGACUUCAGGACCAAGCUGUUGGCGCCGCAUCUAGCUUCAUCAAUGGGUAAAGCCGGGUUUAUAGAGAUUACAACCACAAACAAAGCUUAUGCCACUUGCAGCAUUAAUGAAACGCAGUGGGUAGUUGAUGAAAGUUUCGAACGUCAUUUUAGUGGGCUCGAUCUGACCAAAACCACUCUUAAUUUGACCCUCCAUUGUGCGUCGGCUGCCACAACGGUUAUCUGGGCUUCUAAUAAUAUCACCUUAGACUCUCUCACAGUCGAUGGGUGUUCCCACAUUGUGCAAAAUGAUCCCAUAAAAACUGCAGAAGUAUUUUCAAAAUUGUUUGUUACGAACAGCUCUGAGGAAUGGAUUGACGCAUUUAAACUUGCCAAUACCACCAAAGUUCUCUGGAGCAUAGAUAUUCGAGGAACUCGGCUCAGCCAACUCCCAGGGAUAUUCUAUAGUGAUGUUCCAUUGCGUCUGAACACACUUCGCCUGCAGAACGUCAGCCUAAGGCGCUUGGAUUGCACCGUGAUGUCGAAUUUUACAGGCAUGACUACGUUAGAUUUAUCCCAGAAUGGUUUGAUCAAAAUCGAAGACUGCUUUCUUCCUGCAUCCAUGGAAAGUUUGAACGUCAGUUACAAUAAUAUUUACGAUUUGUCUGCCCUUGAAUUUCCCAGAUUUGUAAGGGGCUUCAAUGUAACUAUGAUUGAUUUGUGUGGAAACCAAAUAGCAGCAUUAAGACCGUUCACGAAAAUGAAUGUGGCGUUUCUUUCUUUGUGUAAAAACUCCAUUGAGACAAUUCAACAGUUAACUUUUCUACAGCUGUCAAAUUUGUACCAUCUCGAUCUCAGCUGGAAUAAGAUAUCUACCAUUGAACCCGGAGCCUUCAGGUUUUUAUAUGAUAUACAGUUCUUGGAUUUGUCUCACAACCACCUUGUAUCUCUAGAGCCGGAAACAAGUCCUGGUGUGCCGUGUAAUAUCGAUAUCAGCUAUAACAGAUUCCACCAUCCGGCCUUCAGCUCCCGAAACUUCGAAACUAUAACCGCUCUAGAGUUGAGGGUACAUCAUAACCCUUACUACUGCGAUUGUGAUUUGCCGAAACUGCAGGAAUUUGUAGCCCAAGGUCAGAACAAAGAGCUGUAUAAAAGGAUGCAAGAAAAUCUUAACAUUCAGUUCAUAUUCAACAAAACUUAUCCUGAGCAACUGUUUUCACCGGAUGACCUGAGAUGUGCACAGCCUGAGAAUCUUCGAGGGCAGAGAAUGGUUGAUGUGGUUUUUAAUGGUAGCUGUCCCGUCGUUGAUAACUGCCCUAUAGGUUGCGGCUGUAUAAAUAACCAUGUCUAUGUUUUAGUCGACUGUGCCUUCCGCAAGCUGACCUCUCUACCCGACGUUAUGCCAAAUGAACUGCUCCACCUGGACUUCCAUCACAACAAUAUAUCCACCCUGUCAAUCAGAGACUACCUUUCUCGUACCCAGGUCUUGAAUCUGAGUGGGAACGCCGUGGCAGAAAUAUCUUCUGGAGUGUUCGACCACCUAGUGUCAAUACACGCCGUAGACCUCACUCACAAUGCACUGCAGACUCUUCCUGACGAUUUGCAGCAGGUUUCCUUUUCCAACGCAUCAGGGUUUUUGCUGUCCGAAAAUCCCUGGAGGUGUGACUGCGACACAUUAUGGAUGUCAGAAUGGUUACGCACGAACGCGAUUGUGACAGACGCGGGAGACACCCGCUGUCAAUUUCCCGUUCAUCUUCGCGACAGGCAAGUAAUUACCGUGACAUCGGACGAUUUGAACUGCGAUAUCACCUCUUACUAUCAUCUGGCUGUUGCAUUUGGCGUCCUGGGACUAAUUGUAUUAAUCUGUAUCCCUGUUCUCUAUCACUUCCGUUUGGAAACCAGAGUACUUUUGCAUGCCAAAUUUCACAUCCGGCCUUUCGAUGGCAGGGUUAAAAACCUUGAAGAUAACUUGUACGACACGUUCAUCUCGUACAGCAACCGAGAUUCGGCGUGGGUCACGGACACACUACUCCCUCGCCUGGAGAAGCAUAGGCCUCCCUUCAAAGUCUGCAUUCACCAAAGGGAUUUCGUGAUCGGUGAAGCAAUUUCGGACAACAUCACACAAGCGAUAACCACCAGUCAUGCCACCGUAAUGGUCAUCUCUGAGCAUUUCGCGGAAAGCGAGUGGUGUAUGUUCGAGUUCCAGAGAGCUCAUCAUGAAAUGCUACAAGAUAGCAGGAGACGGCUCCUAGCUGUUAUAGUGGGCGACGUAGACGUCGAUGGACUACCCAUGGAUCUGAAAACUUAUCUGAAAACCAACACUUACCUCUCAGUAGAUGACAGGUGGUUUUGGCCUAAGCUCUUGUAUGCGCUACCCGACCCACCAAGCCGGGCUGGGCGAGAUGAGUUCUGUAUGGAGGUGUAUUCCCCAGAGCCGGCUAUGUUCAGCAACCAUCGGAUUUUAUCUCCCCUGUGUCUCGUUAGGGAUUAUACAUAUAGCACAAUGCAUCAGUACCAGAAAUACGCUGUCGUCUGCUUGCUCUUGGUGUCAGCUGCUGCAGCUAACGCAAGUUUUUGGGACUUCCUGAAUCCAAGUGCCCCCGAAGACUUCUCCGGAAAUUCCACCUGUCCUGACCACUGCACAUGCCAGACGUCGUCAAUCGUUAAAUUUUUCGAAAAAUUUUUCCAAGAAAACGAUGAGAAAAUCGGACGAAGAUCCCGUCCAGAGAUCGAUAAAGUUCUUUCAUCACUUUUUCAGGGGCUGAAGAGAAAUGUCUUUUUUCAAAUCAUAUUUGGGAGUGGUCUGUUGAUGAACAUGACUUGUGAUGCCGUGGACAAUGAUACGUCAUUGGACACACUUCUUGCCGAGUCACCAGGUCUGUUCGUCCUGGCCUCCAUUACAUGCGCUGAAAAGGUGACUUUGGACUUCGAUUCUUAUCCAUCAUCUGUUAUUCUGUUUUCCCUGAAGAUUUCCGGGUGUACGUUGAAGUCUAGUUCUGUGCCAUUCAAAUUUCCAGUUUAUACACUUCUCCAGGUGUUGGAACUCAAUAAUGUCAACGUAGAAUGGCUGAAAACUUUAGACAUUUCGAAUUUGAACUAUUUAAUCAGUUUGAAGAUUAACUAUCACAAUUUGGGCCAACUUCCAGUCCUGUGGACCAAUUCAUCUCUGAACAGUUUAAGUUUUUUAGAUCUUAGUCAUAACGCGUUGACGGAAUUCAGAUGUGAAAUUGGAUGGGGUUUAACUUGGUUGUUUGUCGUAAACCCGACUAUUGACACUAUAAAUCUAGAAGACAAUUUACUUUCAGAAAUCCCGCGGUGCCUGUUAGAAAGAAAGCUGAAGAUCCCAUACAUCUCUUUGGCACGAAAUAAGAUUACGAAUACAAGCGUGUUCCGGGAAGUGGAGAGCUACAUCAGUACGUGGAACUUGAAUCUGAGGCAAAACCACAUCGGCUCAGUGGAUUCCUUCAUGUUCUCCAAUAUGUCAGCUCUGGAUUUCAGUCAAAACCGCAUCAAAAGUAUUGGAAUCAAUUCCUUUCGGUGCAAAGACCAGAUAAAUUUGCUACAGAGCUUAAAUCUGAGCCAUAACCAGAUUAACCACAUUGAGUACGGUAGCUUAGAUUUCACCCCCAUCCUAAAUUAUCUGGAUUUAAGUCAUAAUAAACUAAAAACGUUUGACCUUGAAUUUUCACCUAGUUAUAACCGAAACAUCACGAUGGAUUUACGCGGUAACCUCAUGAAAUAUCCACCGUUUGCUAACAUUGGAUACUUUGCUCCACCCGCUAUUAAAACCUUUGCCGCGAACAACAACUUUGUAUGUGACUGCUCCAUAUAUAGAUUCGUCUCCAUCUACAGUCAGCUGACAGCUUCUAGCAAUUCGUCAAAUGCUCAUUUCCAAGGUUUACGCCUAUCGUCUCGGCCAUUUUUCGACGCGGAGCAGUACCGAUGUGAAAAGCCCGGUUAUCUGCGCAUGUCCAGAAUCAUGGAUCUUCCUGUUGAAGGGAAAACGUGUCCUGUUGUGGAGGCUUGUCCGUCCGCCUGUACAUGUGAACGAAACGAAGACUUCAUAGCAGUACACUGUCAGGAAAAGGGCUUAACGGAGCUCCCUGACAAAUUGCCAGACGGCGUAAUGGUCAAGCUGAAUAUGCGUGACAAUGCUCUGAAGAGAGUGGAUUAUAGGUCUUACUUUAAAUGGACAAUCUGGUUGGAUCUGAGCCACAACAGGAUAAACACUAUAUCCGUGUCAGCCAUGUUGUCGUUGUUGGAACUAGAUGAAGUGUUUCUACACUCAAACGAUAUAUCCGAGCUGCCGUCAGCAGUGUCCUCAUUCCUCAAUGUUACCACCAUGAAUAUGAGCUUGGGUGGAAACCCGUGGAACUGCUCAUGUGAAUCCGCCUGGAUGAAGACGUGGCUGGUGGACAUGGGAGCCCGUGUGCUUGACCCCAGGAACGUGUUGUGUGUGGGAGGCAUACUGAACGGUCAAAUGUUUCGUGACAUUGAGGAAGAGAUCCUGAAUUGUGACCAGGAACGUCACGCUAUGGCCGCCAUCGCUUUCGGUAUAGUCCUCUCCAUCCUUGUCCUUGUAGCUGGCGUCGUCUACUGGAAGCGCCUAGAAAUAAAGAUUCUUCUCUACUCCCGUCUUCAGUGGGGAUGCCUGAAAAAGGACAAUAGUCGUGGGGAUCUUCUUUAUGAUGUGUUCGUGUCGUUUAGUCAGUUGGACUACGAGUGGAUAGUUCACACUCUGGCUCCGAAUUUAGAGGACCGUGCCCAACCCUACAAACUCUGUCUCCAUCAACGAGACUUUCCGGUGGGCGAGCCGAUCGCCGAGUCGAUUGCUCGAGCCGUAGAGAACAGCCGUUGUACGCUGAUGAUGGUGACGCCAAACUUUCUAGAGAGUGAGUGGUGUAUGUACGAGUUCAAAACUGCUCACCAGAGAGUCUUGUCAAAAGAUUGUAAAGUCGUCAUGAUUCUAGAUGACAAAGUCAGCACUCGCGGAAUGGACAAAACAAUGGCAGCUUACGUCAAGACGUAUACGUACAUCAAAUUUAAAGACAGACUUUUCUGGGAAAAGCUUUUGUAUGCGCUUCCUAAGCCAAGAGAACAAUGAACAAUGGACUAUUAGAUACACAGGAGUUUGUUUCCACAGACUGGCAUUUUGUUAGUGCUUUUGGUCUCCCCCAGUGAAUAUCUGCCAUAGAUUUGAUUUGUUUUCAUUUUAUCAAGGCCAUACUCAAGAAUGCUUCAUUCAUACGGUGGUUGUCGGUUUAAUGAAUGGAGAAAUUGGGGUGUCCGGCGUAAACCGUUGACCUUUGACAAGUUACUGUCAAAGAUAAGAACUUUCCCAAGUGUGACAUAUAUGCGCCUACUAUAAUACAUGUAGUUAAUGACAUAUUUUCGGUGAACAACAGGCUGCGCAAAAAAGGGUGACGCGAGCAGGAGAAUCGAGUCUGCCAUGGAAGAAAGUAUUUUGGAGAUUCAUUGGUUAUAUAUACUAGUAUAUGGUUAUAUAUGUAUAUAAUGUACCUCACACGAGACAUGGUCACACAAGUCCUCAAGCGUUAUAGGUACUGUAAUGGUUUAAUAUUUAAAUGAAUAUUUCAGCUUGCCGUUUAGAAUUCUAGUAGCGGCCAUAGCGUGCUAAUUUCGUACGUCUGUCCCCUCUGUAAACUUCAUGGAGGCUCCAACUGUUUCCAAUACAAUGAUUUGACUUUGAGAGAGACGAGGCUUUUUGAGAAAAUAUCCAUUCACUUAUUUUCGUGUAUGCGGCAUGGCGCGCGUGACUUUUUAACAUGAUGUUUUAACGUGUUUAUUUUAUGUUGAUGCUUUUUGCCUUAUUCCAGAGACGUUAUUGAGAUGUGUUCCCAAUGGCAUAUACCAUUCACAGUUCUGUCAGCACAAGUUUCAAUUCUGUAGACUCACUGAAGUAACACGACCGUAUAUGUAGUCGAACUGCAACCCAGUGUUUAGAUUACGCGAUAUAGCAGUUAAAACACCCUGGUCGCUGUUAAAUCCACUUGAAAGAAAUUUUUUUAUUUGAAAUGUGUUUCAUGGCAUACAAAUGUGUAGUGUGUCGAUUUACAUAAACCCCUUCAUUCUUACACAUGUUGUAUAAUUUGAUGUCUUUUUGUUUAACUUUGUUUAUUUGCGCAAAUAUAUUUUUCUAUUCUAUA
This is a messenger RNA of Liolophura sinensis, 6996 nucleotides long. RefSeq lists its product as uncharacterized. NCBI's taxonomy places the organism in Eukaryota, Metazoa, Mollusca, Polyplacophora, Chitonida, Chitonidae. Gene Ontology annotation, biological process: inflammatory response; signal transduction. The record is from RefSeq and is a predicted model, not a curated record. Gene Ontology annotation, molecular function: protein binding; signaling receptor activity. Gene Ontology annotation, cellular component: plasma membrane.